Molecule: messenger RNA, 561 nt
Organism: Effrenium voratum
Lineage: Eukaryota; Dinophyceae; Suessiales; Symbiodiniaceae
Source: the annotation of a GenBank genome assembly
AUGGAGCUGUGCAGGCUGCUUCAAGUCACGGAUAUUGCCGGGCUUGUGUCCCAGGUACGCCGUCUCUCAGACUCCAGGAGAAAGGGCAUGGGGCGUGCCAGUCCUGACACAGCCGAGAUGGUGAAGCUUGCGAGAGGAGCUUUGGCAGCGCUGGAGGAGCUUCAUGGUGCGCUGCCACCAGAGAAGGCGCUGGAAGAAGUGCAAAGACUUUGCAUGAAGUGCACUGAGCAACAGGCCAGCGCAGGCACACUCAACUUGAGAAUGGCAGAGCUUGCAGAGACCAACAACUGCCAGGCGGACUUGCUACAGUCACUUGCUUCCGCCAUGAGAUGUUCAACGCAAGAACUUCUGCCGUGUGCUGAAGCGCUUGUCAAGCUGUGUGAUGAGCAUGUUGCAGCCCAUCGCAUUGUGACUUUGUUGCAGAAUCUUCUUUACGUGCAGAACAUAACAGACGUGCUCCCUGCCCUCAAGGAAGUGUUGGACGUGGCUGCUUUGCGACAAAAAGUGCUGGCAUGCAAGACAAGCUCAGGCAACGUUGACCUAGAAGCUGGUGGAGCUUGA